Funneliformis caledonium is the source of this 339-nucleotide messenger RNA. Lineage: Eukaryota; Fungi; Glomeromycota; Glomeromycetes; Glomerales; Glomeraceae. The record is from the annotation of a GenBank genome assembly.
AUGAAGAGUUCGCAUUUUAAAGAGGAUGCUAUUAAUAAGUUACUAGGUCAAGACGUCGAUGGAUGGCUUUUUCUUAAAUUAACUGAAGAAAAACUUACCUGUAAAAAUGGUCCUUAUGAAUUCAAACCUGGUCCUGCAGAAAGGAUCAUAGAGUUAGUUGAGAGACUCAAAGAAAAACAAGUCAUAACUGCCACCGAAUUCGAAAAAUUCUGUGAAAAUAAUAAAAGGCAAUUAGAAAAGCUUAAUAAAAUGAUGAACACAGUCAUCAUUGACAUUGAUCACCUUUCUUUCGAUAUUAAUACAACUAAAGAAGAUAUUAGGGAAUUAAUGGCUGUUUAA